AUGAGCAACAAUUGUGUCAUUGAUUUGCAAAAUCGUAAGAAUUGUAAAUAUUGUCGAAUCCAGAAGUGCUAUGAAAUGGGAAUGAAAAAAGAAUUUAUCCGAACCUCAAAACAGGAGAUAAAGGAUAAGGAAAACAAAGUGAAUGAAAGAGCACUUUGCUGUACAUAUCGGACACAAAAUGAUGAAAAUAUUGUAUUGAAUAAUAUUAUUGAAAACUUUGAGACAAAUGACGAGAGACUUAACCAACAAAUACGGGAAAUAGAGUACUGCCUAUCGAUGGCUAAUUCGGACGGCAUUUACAAUAACAUCAAUGAUUUCUACCACGAAAUGUCAUUCAAACCAGUUUUCCGACAAUUAAAUGAAAACACAAACAGUUUUAAUGAAUUGGAAACCAAGAGAUUGUAUGAAUUGUUUCGGUCAUCGGAAGUGUUCAAACAUAAGUCAAUUCAAACCCACAGUCAAUACCUGUUGACUGAUAUGAUUGAUGUGAACAGCACUUGCCUACUGAUGCUGGACAGGGAUGUCGACGAUAUGCUUAAGUUUACCAAAAAUCUGGACUCAUUCAGGAAUCUGUGUUUUAACGAUCAGUUGGCACUCAUUAAGUACGGGUGUCUUGAGAUGCUUUUGCUCAGGUAUUCAAUACUAUACGAUAUUAAGACCGAUUACUGGACGUGGGUUUGGAAAACCGAUAACAUGACUGCCGGCACAUUUAAAUUGGAUGUCUAUAAGCCUGAAAAGCGCAAUAUGUACGUCCAUUACAAAAACUAUUUGCAUAAAUUAUUACCCGAAUGGAAUAGGGAUUACAUUGUAUUGGACUUGUUGACAGCGAUUGUACUCUUUAACCCACAUCGACCCAAACUUAUCUACAGAGAUGUCGUGAAAAGUGAACAACAAUUAUAUCUAUAUUUAUUGCAACGCUAUCUGUAUUUAAAACACGGCUCGGAAUCGGAAACACAGAGAAAACUAUCAAAUUUUAUGAAUUCAUUGACAGAUUUGCAGAAUAUUUGUGAAAUUAAGAAGAAAAAUGGACACGAAUUUUAUCUCAAGUCUUUCGGACCUAUUCUUAAGGAGAUUCUCUAUGAUAUGACUUCAUAUAACUAA
This is a messenger RNA of Medioppia subpectinata, 1101 nucleotides long. Lineage: Eukaryota; Metazoa; Arthropoda; Arachnida; Sarcoptiformes; Oppiidae. The record is from the annotation of a GenBank genome assembly.